CUCUUUAAAUGAUUUAAAAACUUUAUUCUGAAAACACCCCGAUAUUUUGUGUUGUUUGCUUAGCGGUAUCAAAGAUUUAUAUCAUACAUUCUGAUUCAUAUAACAGCUCAACGGAACAUACAGCUCGCAUAUAAUCCCCAACAAAAGACAUACAUGAUAAUUCAUAAGAGUCAUUCAGCGGAACAUACAUUAUAGCUAUUAUAGAAACCUCCACAAAAGAAAUAGAUGAUGCGCAGAUAACCACAUGCACAUUCGACAACGAGCGCCUGGGUGCCAAGAUAAGAUAGUCUGGAUAUAAGCAAUACCCCUUCAGGAGUCCUCUAACCCGGUCUAUUUCCCAGGGCGAUGAUCGAGCUGAUUUUAACAUCCAGCGUACAACAACAAAAUGUCUAACUCAGUUAACAAUCCCAUCAUUUGAUAGAAACUAUUACAGUGAAUUCCAUUUAUUUGAUUUAUAAUUCUUUCUAUUUAUUCUAUAUCGUUUGUAACGACGAGAAAAUCGAAUGUGACUAGCUGCGACAUCGUUAAUUAGCAACACAUUAUUGUAAAUCUGUAUGGGUAUGUCAUCGGCUACGUCAUUCGACGCUAAACGAUCGCUAAAAAUUGCCAUCCCAAAAACAUUCCUUGUCAUACAAGUAUCUACUGUUUUAAUUAUGUUUCCAAUUCAGUAGUUCUGUGUCCUUUACGUUGUCCGAAAACGGUUGUUCAUUGGCGAAUUAUAUCAGGGAUGAUAUUUUUCUAUAGCGACAUCCAUAUCGUACCUGUUUACAAUUUUCAAAACGUUUUUGUAAGAUAUAUUUCUCCUGAACGAGAUAUGUGACCGUACCUCUGGCGAUUCCAGGAGUCUGUGUUUGCCGUAAUUUCGUAUUCUUCAUUAGGAUUUAUGAGAUUGAUCACUUUCCGUUAUCAUACCUUUUUCAUAUGGCAAAUUAUUUGCAAAAAAAAAAAAAAAAAAAAAAAAAAUUGCUGCAUCCAAUUUCUAGAUCUUGCGUAACUCGGAAUUAGCUAGGAAGAUAUACAGCCAGUUGUCUGAAAGAGAGUGAAACAGACUGACGGAAAAACAGUCUAGCAGACGUAACACACAAUAUACAAGCGAUUAAUAUAGAGUUAAUAAUUGAUUGAUUUGUCUAUUCAUUUUUCUAUUUACUUUAAGGAAAUUUUACUUUACGAAUACCAUUGUGGAAGUCAUGGAUGGACGGAAGCCCUGCAAAAUGACAACUCUAUAUCAAGCCUUUUUGAUCACCAUUAUAGUUCCAUCGUUAAUGGGACUUCCAACAUCUUCCAACAUUUAUAACAUCAGCAUCACAACAGAAUGUCCGUUAAAUACCACAUCCCAUAAAGAUGCCAAAUUGAGAAAGAAUUGUAGUGGGAACACUCGAUAUAUGUGUGCCCCUUAUAAAGACCUUUCGUACCUGCUUGAGUAUUGCACCUCUACCAGCCGCUCACUCUUUAUAGAAGGAAACUGUUUGACACUUCAGGGCAGUGGCUUCCUUGACACAUUCAACUGUAAAAAGAAAUUCGUAAAUGGUUGUCCAAACACCAGUUUCCAUGAUGAAAAUUUGUACAAGUUUCCCGCCUGCAACUUAAUCAACACAGACCAGAAAUGUUUUCUUGCCGAAAAGAACUGUUUAACUGCAAAAAGAAAGGAAACGUCGACAGUACCAAUACCACGCACAAUGAAAACAACCGAGUCCGAUGAAUCCUUUAUUCUCCCCACUGUAUUGGCUGUAUGCUCGAUUUUACUUGUAUCUGCAUGCAUCACUUCAUUUGUCAUCUGGAAACUCAGGAGAGCAACCAGAUCUAUAUCUGAAGAUGAAGUUCCGUCAUUAGAGGGUAACUUAGAUACUAUGAAGGAAAUAUACGAAAGGACAAGGGAAACCAUGGUUCCUAUUUAUUGUGUCAAAGGUUACGUUGUUGGAUAUUCUGGGCUGAAAGAUGACCUGCUAAAGUGUCUACAACACGUUAAACAUAUAACGUUUGACACGGAUGACCUCAAACCGAUAUUUACAUAUCCGAAUAGAGGAAGUAGUUUAAAAACAACGGGAGCAAAAUUAUCAAAGAGAAUAGAUACACAUGCAAAAAAUCAGGAUUCUUGUCAAGAUAGUGAAACAUUCGCAACACUACCAAUGUUGAACGACGAUGAUGUGGAAGAUGGAAAUGAGCAGACACAACUUCAGCUUAAUGAACCAAGUCAUUUCAACAAAGUACUUAAUCUCCGUGAUUUUUCUGGCAAAAGUGAUAGCUUUUGUCUGCAGCAAACUUCCUUAUGUAAAGAUGUGUUCUAUAUCUUUGCCAUAGAUAUGGCACAAAAGUUAGACGAGCCGUCUCAAAACGCCAUUGAAGGUCGCAAGUGGAGAAAGCUUCGAGAUUAUUAUGCCCAGUGGAUGGACAUCAUUCUGACUUAUCGAGAGGAAUUGGAACAGGACUGUUUGUUUAUUUUUGUUGCAACAAACGCAGACAACCUUUCUGACAAAGCUCAACAUGAAUAUUUUGCCGAAUUAUGGGAGAUGUAUGAACAGAAAUCUGGAAAAAGAAUAGAUGAAAAUGUAAGACAUAAAAGAGAAUGUGUUUUUAAAAAAAGUCACCCAAAAGUUUUACCAUUAAAAGCCAAAAAUCGUGUGUGUCAUUGCAUUGAAAACUCGCUGGAGAAAAACCCAAAAUGGGGAAUCAUGCAUCCUUUAUUUUGGAGGGUGAUUCAAAAGUUUAUUUUGGAGAAAAGGAAAACAUAUCCAUUGAUGAGAAGAGAUGACUUAUUUACGUAUUGCGCUUUCAUGGAAGAAUCUGAAUUUAUCGAAAUGCUUGUGUACUUUAAUUAUAUUGGUCUCGUAGUAUUUAUAGAUAGAGAGCCAUUUCGGAACAACGUGAUUCUCGAUGUUGGUUGGUUUUGGAAUGCUGUAGAAAAAAUGACUAAUACUCAUUACUUUCAAAGGAAACAUAGCUGUGAUGCAAGGCAUUUCUUGGAGACAGGGCUAUUAACACUUCGUGAAUUUAAUGAAAUAUGGAAGGAAAAGGAAAACAAAUCUACAGAAUGUGGAAGUUUUUUACAAUCACUGGAAAUGGUGGCAAAUUUCACCGAAACAAGCGAAACAGACGAAGCUAUUUACGUUCCUUGCAUGAACAAAAAACCGGUUGAUGACAUGUCUAUACGCUUUAGACAAUCGUCUAUAUUGUGCUUCCGCUUUCAGGUUCUACCAGCAUGCUUGUUUCACCGCAUUGUGGUGCAUUGUAUUGAGAAAAUGGACUGGGAAGUUCGCACUGAUAAAUGUGGGAAAAACUUGUUUGAUUCUGCAGCAAUUUUCAAAUUUCAAAAUCACAAUAUUCUAAUUGGUUGCAAUGGAAAUCUUGUGGAAGCAAGGAUUUUUACAAUAGAUACAAUGUUUAUAGACACUAAGCUUUCAUUGGAUGUCAGGAGAAUCCUGGAGGAUUUUCUGAGAAAUAUCACUAUAGAUAUUUACCCUACAGCUCUUUUUCAAGUCGGAUAUCGAUGUAAAGUCCUCGCAAAAUUUUGUGACUCAAGCGAUUCUUGCUUUCUCACUGAAGAGCAGUUGUGUGAGAGUAAUCAUCAAGAGUGUCCACAAUGUUCAAAGAUGAAUCCACACAGUAUUCAAGCCGAUAGAAUACUAGAAUAUUGGACGGAAGUUUCAGAUCGAGCACAACUCAAAGAAAAUUUAGAGGAAGACGACGAAAGGGAGCAAAUGGACGAAGACAACAAGGUCGCUUCACCCAUUUGGAAGGCAUGCAACGAGGGAAAUGUUACACAGUUUAAAUAUGAGUAUGGAAGAAAACAGGCGAAAAAACAGUUAAACCGGGGGUUCCUAAACAAACAUGACAAAGAUGGAAAAACAAUUUUACAUAUUGCAGCCAAAGGUGGCUCUUGCGAAAUAUUCGCAGCACUUGUUGAAAUCGACAAAAAUUCUGUGUUGGAAAGAACGGAAAUAGGUCAGACAGUUUUGCAUAUUGCUUGCAAAAACGCAAAAUUGAAGAUGUGUAUUCACUUGUUAUCUAAUUAUCCAAACCUUCUUCGCAUGGAAACUAACAGAGGCUGGAGUGCUUCUCAUUUUGCUGCUUGGGGUGGAGAUGAUGAAAUAAUGCAAUACCUGGAAGAAAAGGGACUUGAUUUAACAUUGAACACUUCGGAAGGCUAUAGUAUUCUACAUAUUGCUGCAAAAUACAACCGAUAUAAUAUGUGUGUCUAUAUCUUGAAAAAUCAUUCGGAACUCCUGGUACGUAAAACGGAAGAUGGACUGAAUGUUGCACAUUACGCUGCAAAACGAUGCAAUUUAAAGCUUUUGCAACUUCUUGAAGAGGAUAUGAAUAUCUUGGAGCAAACUGAGAGCGGGAAGACAAUCUUGCAUAUCGCUUGUGAAACAGGCGAUACUACCUUUUUCAAUCAAAUUGUCGGAAUGUGUACUCAGAUUUUACAAGACGUAGAUAAAGAGGGAUGGAAUGCACUGCAUUUCGCUGCUAAAAGUGGAAACGUUGAAAUAGCGAAGAAGCUUAUCAAAAGAGGAAUACAAAGUGUAAAGGCGUUAGAUGGGAAAACGAUUUUACAUAUUGCCUGUACAUACAAACAUUUUGAAAUGUGUAGACACAUUAUCAAUAAUUUUCCUGAUUUGAUUAACAAGUGCAAUUUCCGAGGGUGGAAUGCAGCUCAUUACGUAGUCGUUGACCCCCCCCAAAAUGACAGUAUAAAGAUUUUAGAUCUUUUAUUGCAAUUUCAUAUCAACUUAGAAAAGGUUACUGAUAGUGGAAACACUGUUCUCACAAUGGCCUGUUGCUAUAAAAACACCAAAAUCAUCAAGCACUUGGUACACGAAUACCCUAACCUUCUACAUAUUUCUUCCAGAAAAUCGCUUUCAGAUGCGGUUAAUGACUCUAACGACGUAGAAAUACGGACAUUAAUUGAUGAAGCUGUAAAACGAAGUUCCGUGUCUUAAUCAAAUCAAAAUGAUUAAACAUUCAAUUUGGAUGCACCAGUUCCGUGGAAGUCAUACGAUCUUACUUCGUUACUGCUAAUGACAGCUAUUUCUUGUAGUAGCAAAGUAGUCGAAUUACAUGUUAUGUGAACUUUUCGCUUCGUGUACGUUAACUGAUGUAUCUAUAGAUAAAGAUCUGAUUACUUCUAUGAACUCUCUUAGCGGGAAAAUCCAGAGUCACUCCAUGGUGAUUGUUUUACGUCUACCUUUCUUAUAAAUCUAUAAUAUAUGUACAAAAUGUAUGCACUUAGUACACGCAAUAAGAUGAAAUAAUUUAUGUUACCUGUGCUAUUAUUCUAUUUGUACUAAUCAUGUAAGUGCCAAAACGUGUACUUUUAUAUUGUACUUGCAAUAAUCAUUCAGAGACAUGGAUGCGAUUUUGAUCGUUUGAAAUUGACGGGAUGUUGUGUUAUAGAAAUGAAGAUGUUUAAAGAUAA
Messenger RNA from Ostrea edulis (European flat oyster), 5413 nucleotides. RefSeq lists its product as uncharacterized. Gene Ontology annotation, molecular function: protein binding. Lineage: Eukaryota; Metazoa; Mollusca; Bivalvia; Ostreida; Ostreidae. The coding region runs from base 1188 to 4937 and encodes 1249 amino acids. The transcript is spliced from 12 exons. The record is from RefSeq and is a predicted model, not a curated record.